Cornus florida is the source of this 789-nucleotide messenger RNA. Its product is annotated as protein NUCLEAR FUSION DEFECTIVE 6, mitochondrial-like. Gene Ontology annotation, cellular component: mitochondrion. Bases 133 to 426 code for a protein of 97 amino acids. The transcript has 3 exons. The record is from RefSeq and is a predicted model, not a curated record. NCBI's taxonomy places the organism in Eukaryota, Viridiplantae, Streptophyta, Magnoliopsida, Cornales, Cornaceae.
GAUUGCAUAGAGGCCUUCGGCCGAACAGCCCUAGUGUACUGCUGGGUCACAAAAAACAGCCCAAUGAGGCAAAACAAGGGACAAGCAGAGUCCGUGUAAUUUACCUCUUAAAAAAACAAACCGUGCUCUUCAAUGGCGUCUUCGACGGUGCUGUCUAGGUUAUCAUCUCGUCUAAAACCUCUGGCUCUCAAACUCAAUAAAAAUGCGUCUAAAUCAGCCAAUACAUCAUCACUCAUCAAAUCGACCUCUCAGUCUCGGCCCUCCAUUUCCGGUAGACGCAUAUAUAGAUUACCGGUGGAGUUGAGCAGCUUGGAAUCAAUGAUGCCAUCGCACAGUGCUAUAGCUUCGGCUCGCUUGAGGUCGAGCUUGUCCACAGAUUCUCAAUGCUGGGGAUUAAUUCCUCAAGGCAUCUCACUACCUUUAUGACAGUCUAUAUGCAGAAAGUUGUGAGGCGGAUUUUCUUUGAGUAGGAACGUAGGUCUCCUGUUGCCUUUUUGUAUUGUUUUUACUGCAAAGAUAAAGGAAUUGAAUGGUUUCCUUUGUAUCGUGAAGGAACAUCUGCCUGUAUUGGUGUUGACUAGCAAUAUGCCACCCUUCAUAAUUUUACUGAUCUAGUUUCUUUGAGAGGCUUGAUAAAUUGUUGUUUUGUUAAUAAGGAAGUUUGAUGAAUUAUCUUUUAGAAGAGGUUCCAAAGUAAUUUGUAACCUGAGUAACACCACAGCUCUAAGAAUACACUUAAUUUGUAACCUGUUUUGUAUGAAAAUCGCAUCGAUUUUAUGUUUCUUUCAA